Molecule: messenger RNA, 396 nt
Organism: Trypanosoma rangeli
Lineage: Eukaryota; Euglenozoa; Kinetoplastea; Trypanosomatida; Trypanosomatidae
Product: trans-sialidase
Exons: 1
Coding region: 1-396 (131 amino acids)
Molecular function (GO): exo-alpha-sialidase activity
Source: RefSeq, a predicted model, not a curated record
AUGACACAUGCCUGCACCGUCAUCUACACUGAAAGCGAUGUCGGGAGUCGGAAAUUGUCCGAGGAAGCUGAGAUUUCCAAUGACUGCGCUUUUGCCACGCUUUUCGCGUGGGAGGGGAAAGUCGUCAUGGUCACUGUAAUCUCUUCUUCCUCGUGGCGGCGCAGGGUGUACGAAUCCGCUGACAAUGGGAAGACGUGGACAGAGGCUACCGGGCUACUCUUGCGCCUGCUGCAAGACGCAUACACAUUGCGGGACCUCUACGAUUUUGUGGGGCUCUUGACAGCAACCAUUGAAGAGAGAACUGUGCUGCUGUGCACCGAAGUGGUGUCGCUCAUUCGUAAUGCACGGGGAGAGGCCAUUCCAUUCAGUGCCGAACACAAAGUAAUCCGUCACUGA